Messenger RNA from Diabrotica balteata, 1080 nucleotides. NCBI's taxonomy places the organism in Eukaryota, Metazoa, Arthropoda, Insecta, Coleoptera, Chrysomelidae. The record is from the annotation of a GenBank genome assembly.
AUGAUUCCCAGUAUAUUUAUCACAUUUAAGAAUUUUAAUAACAAUUCGUCAACCACAAUCUCAGACAACGAAAAUAGAAGUAACGACGAAAAUCAUACCGUUGGCAUUGAUACCAAUAUAUUUCCUUCUGAUUAUUCCGAUAAUGAUCUGAAAUAUGUUUCUUCUGGAUCAAUCAACAAUCUAGACAACGAAAAUGAAAGUAAAGACAACAAUAAUACCGUUGACAUUAAUACCAACAUAUUUCCUGCUACUUAUUCCGAUGAUGAUCCAAACUACGUUCCCUCAGAAUCAGAAGCCGAAAACGAAAAUUUGAAUCUAUCUGAUAACAAGACAAGUAAUGUGUCAUUAGACAGACUAUCAUCAAAAAGAAAGCAAAAGAAUAAACUAAAUAAAAAACUUAUAUCAAUACUUUUCAGAGCUUUUGAACCAAGUAACAGAUACUACGAAUCAAAUCUUCCCGACUACCGUUCAAAACAUCAAAACUUUAGCAAACCAGAAAGAAAAGAGAGCAAAGAGUCACGAUUUGGUAUUAUUCCUAUAUCAACAACUUCUUAUGGGUCUAAUGGAAAUGGCGUACAAUACGGAACUGGAAAUGUUGGCUAUACAAUCAGUCCUAUGAAAAUUGAUAUUGGAGGAGUGGCUCUUGGAGCAAUCCUAGGGCUUGGACUUGUUCUGAUUAUACCCAAGAUAGCAAAUAUUGUAGGAGGUGGAGGGGGAUAUGGUGGAUAUAGAAGUCUGGAAACAGAAAUGUCAUCCGUAACAGAUGUACUUGCUAGAAUUGACAACUCCCUCGAACAACAUAAUAUAGAUAGUUCAUCUUGUAUUCAAAGAACUAUAUGUUCGUACGUAAAUAGUGCACAAAAAAAUAUUAAAAAUGGAGAAGCGACAGGUGUGGAUGAAUUUAUUACAUCUUUAACUAACAACACACUUUUGUCAUAUAUGUUGGAUGGUACAGCUGUGAAGGAAGCCGCUGAAACAGGAAAAGCAAACGAUGAAGGGCAAUGCAAUAAUAAAUAUCCAAAAUGUCCUUUAACAAAAGACAACGUGUUAAAAGUUCUUGGAAGUUUGAUACCAGCUUAA